GAGCAACGCGGGAGGGGGUCGAUCUAGCGGGAGCCUCGUCUCGCAGCGAUCGGCGGCGCGAGCUUCGACGAUGGAUUCGGCUCGGCCCAGAAGGGUUCCCAACAAAUCCCGCCGCCCGGAGUGGAGAGAGGAGCUUAGGACGAAUUGCUUGGAAAGAGUUAAAAAUGAGAGAGUCCAGUUGCUCUGGAAGGUCAGGAUCCAAGGGCAGCUACCUGCUAAUGACAAGAAAACGGUCGAAUCUGCAGUCAGGAACAUUAUCUCCGAUGAGGUACAGAAACUCAAACAGUGUGUGGAUGGAAAAGAGGACAACGAUGCUGAUAUGAUAUGGGAAUAUCAAGGACCACAGGAAGCUGAGCCUGCUGAAUUUGAUAGUGAAGACAUAUUGCUUGAGAUGGAAAGACUUCUUUAUGAGGAUCUCCGGGAAGAAUUAAUUCGGAAAGAAAUAGAGGCCCUUGAUGAGGAAGAUGCAUACUUAGCCCAGGCUGCUUUUGAUCAUUUGCAAUUAAAUGACGAGGGUGCCGAAAAUGCUAAGCUCUGGUGUCCAGUAUGCAAACAAGGAGAGCUACGAGAGGCUCAUAAUCUCAUACACUGUACUCUCUGUAAGAUACGGCUUGACCUUGGAGAAGAUAAGGUAGACCUGGAUUUCUUACGGGAACGGUUGGCUAAUGUGCAUACUGAGCAUUUAGACAGAGGAUGCACAUUGUCACCCAAGUUCUGCUUACAGACCAUGUUUGGGUUGAAUGCACUUUGCAUACAGUGCGAUAAGUGCAGCACUUUUGAGGUGGUGAUGUAAAUAUUGCGAUGAAGCUAAUGCGAUGACACACAUUAUAGGAAGGUUGUGGUAGUUUUUCUCGAGCUAUCUAUUAGAAAUUUGCUGUACCUGUGGUAUGCUGAGGUGUCCAAACAAUAAGGAGCCAUAAAUGUAACUGCAUGUGUGCCUACCUUGUUUUGCCUUGUAAAGACUUACUAUGCAGUGUGAUUAGGCAGGUAGUUUUCGUCAAUAUUUUGUUGGCAGCUUGUUUGUUUCGUGAUGCUUCUACACUCACAUUGUCCUACUGAUAGAAUUUCCCCGCCUUGUAGUAGUGGAAUGGAGUACUGUGUGAACCCAGCUGUUUCUUGCUAGCUAGUAAUAUAUUUCCAGUUCGCUGAGUUUUGAAA
Lolium rigidum is the source of this 1158-nucleotide messenger RNA. Its product is annotated as RPA-interacting protein A-like. Bases 71 to 793 code for a protein of 240 amino acids. The transcript is spliced from 6 exons. Lineage: Eukaryota; Viridiplantae; Streptophyta; Magnoliopsida; Poales; Poaceae. Gene Ontology annotation, biological process: protein import into nucleus. Gene Ontology annotation, cellular component: nucleus. The record is from RefSeq and is a predicted model, not a curated record.